CAGAAAUGUUCACUGAGGACGUUAAAUCCUGCAGACCGGCUGCUGAAGGAGCGUGAGGAGUGAGACAGGUGACACACUUGAAUCCAGAUUGUAAUAAAGUGUUCAGCAGAAGUCAGAGAUCUGCUCUGUGGGGUUCAUAUUGAAAGAGGAGAAGUUCACCAGAGACUGUGUGGAGGAGGAGGAGGAGGAGGAGGAGGAGGAGGAGGAGGAGGAGGCUGCCUGGUGCUGGACAGCAGGGAGGAGUUAAAUCCAGGGUGGGCCGGUCUGAGGAGGAGAGGACGAGGUGGUGCUGAGGCCAGCAGAGGACAGAGAGGCCUGCCAGGAGGUGCCUGUGUGGAGGGUACGAGCUCGUACCUCUGCAGAGCCCGACUCAGUGUUUCAUCCCUCUGUGGGUGUAAAUAUAUAUCUAAUACUGCUGGACACGCUGUAGAUGAAGUCUCUCUGCAGUGAUCCGUCUGAGGUCUGCAGCUGCUCAAACACUUUUACUGCUUCAUGUUCAGCCUCUGAUAAUAUUUGACAUUUGAAAUUCAAAAUAAUGCGUUUAUUUCAUAAUUUCACAACCAUAUUGCAGCAGUAAUGUAUCUGUGAUGUUCCUGGUGGACUUGGGGUUAAACUGUCUCCAGGCGCGCUGGAACAAUUCACAUCUCUGACUCGACUGUCCAGCCUAACUGUGUUAAUCACUUCGGCCACUAGAGGUCACCGCCUGCUGUCACAGGAUACGGUCGUUUCCUGGCUGAUUAAUUGUCUUUAAUACUGUUUAAUAGUUGAUUUCUUUGCUCCUGUCUGAGCAGCUUCGAUCCAGAGACGGUCUCGUCCUCUCACAUCAUGACGUCGUGUGAACACUCGCUCUCUGACGUCGCGUCUCAUUGGUCGACGGAGAUCUCUGCUGUAGAUUACACUGAUGAUUAACACUCUGAGGCUGCUGAAGUACUCAGUAAAUACAGACUGAGUGUGAGUCAUUAAAGUCAGAUUUGUGAAAGAGGUCUUUGACGUUGGGUCCUGGCUCUGAUGGAGAGUUUGAGGUGGUCUGUGGUGCGGCAGCGUCCGGGCAGAACCGGGACGUGUUUGUGUGUCUGGCUGCAAAUAUUUAAACACUCUGAUGGCGAAGAUGAUUUAUUAGAAAGCGUCAGACAUGAAGAAGCUCUGAGAAGGAGUCACACCUCACUGCUGAUUCAUGAUCUUUAUGUACAGUAAUGUAAUGAACUGACGUGACAGAAGCUAACGAGAUAAAACAGACAGCAAGUCAACUUCCUGCAUUCACACUCUCACUUAAAGGUUAAAUACAUAAACAUUUUAGCUUAAAAUAUCCAAAAAGUGAACAUAAGAAGUAAAGAAAUGACAUUAUUAUGCUAAAGUUGUCUCUGUAUUGUUUUGCAGUGAUAUCUGCUGAAGUUAGAAUGCUAAUCAGUUAGCAUCUCGAGCUGAACAAUAAUACAUGUAUGAAAUAAGUUCUUUCAUGUUUUAUCCUUUUCCACAUUAUUCUCUGUGAGCUGAGGAUUCAUUUGGACUGAACCAGAUGUGCCUGUGGAGACGAACCAGCACUGUUCUGAAUCCAUUAUCAUCCAUCACUGUAGAGGCCGCUCUGCUCUGCUGCCAGGUGAGACUCACCUGGUGAGAGAUCUGAAAGAUUAGAGCUGCAUGCGAAGAUGUUGAGUGAUGUUUCCAGCAGCAGCAGACAGAAAACACUGAGAUGAAUCCAGCGAACACGACCUGCAGCAGUGAGGAGUUUAAACAGUGUUAUUGUUGACUUCACCACCAGAUUUAAUAACUUACGCUGCUGAUGUUCCGGAUGAAGCUUUGACAAGUCAGGACCUGUUUUCAGAAGACAAGAACAAGGCAAGCAGCUUCUUGAAGGAUCAGAAGUCCUCUGUCAUGUGACAAAGUUUCGUUUCUGCUGAAAAGUGAAUGGAACAGUUUGCGAUGAACCAAUCAGAGUGUUGAGGUUUCCUGUGGAGCUCCAUCCGUCACAUAGAGGCUCCAUCAGUGAGGUGAAGUCCUCAGAGGACAUCAACAACUAUGGAGCUUCUUCCUCUCGUGUGUCUCUGUCUGCUGAGCUGCUCUGGAGACGCUGUCAGAGUGGUCGUGGAAGAAGACAGUGAUGCUGUUUUACCCUGUUUGAUCAGAACCAAGGAGAACCUCGCAGGAAAGGCUUUUGACUGGAAGAAAGAUGGUCAGGAUGUGUUCUUUCAUGAUCCAAUCGGCCACACAAAUCAAGGUCGGGACUUCACAGAUCGCGUGUCACAUUUUGAAGAUCAGCUGCAGAACGGCAACGCCUCCAUAAAGAUCACAAGAACAAAGAUGGCCGACAGCGGGAACUACAGCUGUAUUUUUCCACAUCUUCAGAGUCAAACAUCCAUCAUCGAGCUUGUUGUUGGUCGAGUCUUAAAAGACAGAACAGGUGAAAACAUCCCAGGUGCAGCUCCAGAGCCAGUUAUCAAGAUACUUGCUGAAACAAAGCACUGGCGUCUGCUGCAGUGUGAAGCUCAUGGUGAUCCACUUCCUACAGUCGAGUGGAAGGACAGUGAUAACAACACUCUUCCUGCUGAUACACCUCAGAUCUCAGUAAGAGGAGGUCGAUCAUACAUCACUGUCAAGAUUACUGUGACCAAGACCGGCCGCUAUCGCUGUGUAGCUACACAGGAGAAGUUCAGCCAUAGGAUCGCUGCUAACACCUCUGUGCUCUUGGCAGCUGUCAGAGUGGUCGUGGAAGAAGACAGUGAUGCUGUUUUACCCUGUUUGAUCAGCCCAGAGGAGGACAUCUCAGGAAAACUGUUUCACUGGUCGAAAGAUGGUCAGAAAGUGUUCGUGUAUGAUGCAGGCAUUCACAGUCAAGGUGAGCAGUUCAAAGGUCGAGUCUCAUUUUUUCAAGAUCAACUGAAGAACGGUGACGCCUCCAUAAAGAUCACAAGAACAAAGAUGGCCGACAGCGGGAACUACAGCUGUGAUUUUCCACGUCAUCAACCGAGACAAACAUCCAUCAUCGAGCUUGUUGUUGAUCCAGUCUUAAAAGGCAGAACAGUUGAAAACAUCCCAGGUUUAGCUCCACAGCCAGUUAUUCAUACACUUCGUGAUACAAAGUACUGGCGUCUGCUGCAGUGUGAAGCUCGCGGUGUUCCACCUCUCACAGUAGAGUGGAAGAACGGUGCUGGUAACAUCCUCAACAGUGAGUCGACUCCAAAAUCACAAACAGGAAAUCAUUCAUCCAUCACUCUCAACAUCAAUGUGACCAAGACUGACGACUACAGCUGUGUAGCUACACAGAAGCAAUUCAGCCAUCAGGUUGCUGCUGUGACGCCUGUGUAUAUCCAAGCUGUCAGAGUGGUCGUGGAAGAAGACAGUGAUGCUGUUUUACCCUGUUUGAUCAGCACCAAGGAGGACCUCUCAGGAAAACUGUUUGUCUGGAAGAAAGAUGGUCAGAAGGAGAAGCAGGUGUUCACGCAUGACACAAGCGAUGAGUUCCCCAAUAGAGGUCAAGAUGAGCAGUUCAAAGGUCGAGUCUCAGUUUUUCAAGAUCAACUGCAGAACGGUGACGCCUCCAUAAAGAUCACAAGAACAAAGAUGGCCGACAGCGGGACCUACAGCUGUGAUUUUCCACGUCAUCAUCCGAGACAAACAUCCAUCAUCGAGCUUGUUGUUGGUCGAGUCUUAAGAGACAGAACAGGUGAAAACAUCCCAGCUGUCAGAGUGGUCGUGGAAGAAGACAGUGAUGCUGUUUUACCCUGUUUGAUCAGCACAGAGGAGGACCUCUCAGGAAAACUGUUUCACUGGUCGAAAGAUGAUCAGAAUGUGUUCCUGUAUGAUGCAGGCGUUCACAGUGAAGGUGAGCAGUUCAAAGGUCGAGUCUCAUUUUUUCAAGAUCAGCUGCAGAACGGCGACGCCUCCAUAAAGAUCACAGGAACAAAGAAAACAGACAGCGGGACCUACAGCUGUGAUUUUCCACGUCAUCAACCGAGACAAACAUCCAUCAUCGAGCUUGUUGUUGAUCAAGUCUUAAAGGACAGAACAAGUGAAAACAUCCCAGGUGCUUCCAAGCCGUCUGUCACAACUAUUAAAACAGAUAAAGGGAUGGUGCUGCAGUGUGAAGUUCUUGGUGCUUCUCCAAAACCUAAAGUCGAGUGGAAGGACAGUUCUGGAAACAUCCUUCAAACUGAGGAGCCUCAGGUCACAGAAAGUGGAGGCAGGUACGACAUCGUCCUCCGAGCUGCUGUGACAAAGACCGACACCUUCCGCUGUGUCGUCACUCAGGAGGAAAUCAGCCAUCAGAUUUAUGCUGAGAUUUACGCUUCUGUCAGUGCUGUCAGAGUGGUCGUGGAAGAAGACAGUGAUGCUGUUUUACCCUGUUGGAUCAGAACCAAGGAGGACAUCUCAGGAAAACUGUUAGUCUGGAAGAAAGAUGGUGCAGCUCCAGAGCCAGUUAUCAAGAUAGUUGCUGUUACAAAGGACGGAGUCCUGCUGCAGUGUGACGCUCGUGGUGUUUCACCUCUCACAGUAGAGUUGAAGAACGCUGCUGGUAACAUCCUCAACAGUUUGUCGACUCCAAUAUCAGAAACAGGAAGUCCUUCAUCCAUCACUCUCAACAUUGCUGUGACCAAGACCGACAACUACAGCUGUGUAGCUACACAGAAGCAAUUCAGCCAUCAGGUUGCUGCUGUGAUCCCUGUGUAUAUCCAAGCUGUCAGAGUGGUCGUGGAAGAAGACAGUGAUGCUGUUUUACCCUGUUGGAUCAGCACCAAGGAGGACAUCACGGGAAAACUGUUAGUCUGGAAGAAAGAUGGUCAGAAGAAGAUGAAGAAGGUGUUCACGCAUGACACAAGCGAUAAGUUCGCCAACAGAGACCAAGAUGAGCAGUUCAAAGGUCGAGUCUCAGUUUUUGAAGAUCAACUGCAGAACGGCAACGCCUCCAUAAAGAUCACAGGAACAAAGAUGGCCGACAGCGGGACCUACAGCUGUGAUUUUCCACGUUAUCAACCGAGACAAACAUCCAUCAUCGAGCUUGUUGUUGAUCCAGUCUUAAAGGACAGACGAGGUGAAAUAUCAGGUGCAGCUCCACAGCCAGUUAUCAAGAUACUUGCUGUUACAAAGGACUCGUCUCUGCUGCAGUGUGAAGCUCGUGGUGUUCCACGUCCUACAAUAAAGUGGCAGGACAGUGAUAACAAAACUCUUCCUGCUGAGGAGCCACAGAUCUCAGACAGAGGAGGUCGAUUUUACAUCACUGGCAAGAUUAAUGUGACCAAGACCAACAACUACAGCUGUGUAGCUACACAGGAGACACUCAGCCAUCAGGUUGCUGCUGUGACCUCUGUGCAUAUUCAAGGGUCCAACACUGGCUGGAUCAUUGCUGGAGUUUUCAUCGGUCUGUUUGUUGUUGCUGUAGUUGCUGUUGUGCUUUACUUCAAGGAUCGCAUCAGGCAAAUUUGUGUGAAAUGUUCAAGACCAAACAGAGCCAACGGACGAACAGGUACUUCUGAACGACCAAGUAAUUUAGAACUACUUUCUGUUCCAGAUCCUGCUGAAUUGAUUGAAAAUCAUUCAGCACCAGUUUGAGUCUCAGAUCCUGCUGAAUGACAGUGAGAACAUCUUGUCUGGUCACUUAUUUCAGUUUGAGGAGUGAAACCUGGUUUUAACAUUAAACUGAGUCUCAGGUUCAGGUGAGGAUUGGUGUUGUGUUGCAGCAGAUAGUUGUGAUGGUAGAACAGAAGGUUGUUUGUGUGACGAUGUGCAUGUAGCUCAUUCUGCUGUCAUCACUAUGUUACCACGGCAACAAUCUCUCCCUGAACUGUCCUCAUGUCCUGAAGCUCAUCCAGAUCAUAGACAGUGAGAUCUUACAGUUAAUACAUUUAUAUAAAAAUAAAUACACAUAAUCAGUCCUCGUCUUUAUCUCACAGCACUCAGUCACAAAUAGUGUCCAAGUCAAGUGUCGGACUCAGAAUCCUGUCAGAGUAAAAAGACGUCAGUCGCUCUGACACGUUUGUCUGAUGGCUGAACAACAUCUGAACCGACUCACUUCCUGAAACCAACAAACCAACAUUCACAUCCACUUCAAGUAGUGACUGACCAACACAGGAAGUCUGCAGGGUUUGAACUUUUCUCUCAAGCUGGAUUUUAAUUCUUCACACAACUUCUUCUUUCACGUCUCUGUUCAACAGAGUUCAACUGACAGUAAAGAUCGUCUGAACGUAGUCGUUGACUCUGUUAUUAAUGUUGUUGAGGACAAAGACGAGCUCUUUCUCUCUGUUCUAUGUUGCUUUUAUUCUUUUAUUUUCAUACUCUGAUGAUCUGAAGCGUCUCAUUUUUACUCUGUCGUCAGUGUAGAUUCAAAUGGACCAAGUUAAAAAGGGACUUAAUGAAACCACAACAGUCCAAGUUUCAUACAAGUGUUCAGAGUCGAGGGGCUCGGACCAAAGAAGUGUCACACGUCGCUGGUUCGAUCCCCGGCUCCUCCCGUCCACAUGUCCAAGUGUCCUUGAGCAACAGGCUGAAGCCCAAACUGCUCCUGAUGGUCAGACCAGCACCUUGCAUGGUAGCUGACUGCCAUCGGUGAGUGAGUGAGUGAGUGAGUGAGUGAGUGAGUGAGUGAGUGAGUGAGUGAGUGAGUGAAUGGAUGAAUGAGGGCAGCAGUGAUGUAUAAAUGCGUCUAUUUACCAAAUAUUAUCAGACUGCUUGUAGAGCUUAAAGCUCCUGACUGAGCUCCACAUGUGCUUUAAAACCAUCAGACUUCACUGAACUGAAGCUGCUGUUAACACUGUCAGUCACUGUCAACAUUUUGUAGCUACCAGUUAAUAUAAUGUGACACUUAUAUAUAUUUUAUAUUUGUGUUUCUGGUAUUAUUGGACUAUUAUCUGGCCCAAAAAAUAUCCCAUGUUAAAUCAUAAUCAUGACAUAAACUAAAUGUUUUGACAUAAAACUGCAAAAUGAGUAAAUGAAAAAUUAAAGAUUCUCAUCAGAGAAUGAAGUAAAAUAAAUCGACAUAAUAACAGAAUAAGAAUUAUGAGAGAAAAGGUCAAAAUCAUGGAUCAAUUUAUUUUGUAAUUUUCAGGUUUUCUCAGGUAAUUUUGUCCUUUAUCUCAUUAAUAUGAUUUAUCACGGGAAUAUUUUAAUUUUGUGAUUUUUAUGCUUCUUUGUAUUUGUUGAGGUGCUGAUCCAGAGUCAGUUACUAACUGAACUCUACACUCAGUGUCCAGUUUAUUAUAAUUAUAAGGUUUUAAUGUUCAGUUUGUUGUCAAAGAUUCGACUUAAUGAAUCAGUUUGGAGGCUGUUGAACUGUUGUGUCUUAUUCUGCAGCUGUUUGUAUUAUUCUUAGUUUAUUCUGAUCUGAUCUCAGCUUGAUCAGGUCAUUUCAGGCAGCGCUUCAUCAUUUCUAUACAAACGUUUGAAUAAAACAUGAAAACUGUCAAA
Acanthopagrus latus (yellowfin seabream) is the source of this 7395-nucleotide messenger RNA. Its product is annotated as hemicentin-1-like. The transcript is spliced from 28 exons. Lineage: Eukaryota; Metazoa; Chordata; Actinopteri; Spariformes; Sparidae. The coding region runs from base 2017 to 5544 and encodes 1175 amino acids. The record is from RefSeq and is a predicted model, not a curated record.